AUGUAUCUUAAAAAUGAAUCUGUAGUGACUGAAUUUAUCUUACUUGGAUUUUCUGGAAGAUGGGAACUUCGUAUAUUCUUCUUUUUUACUUUCUCCUUGAUCUAUAGUGCUACCGUGUUGGGAAAUAUUCUCAUUAUGGUUACAGUAACAGUUAGCUCCACCCUUCAUUCUCCUAUGUACUUCCUACUUGGAAACCUCUCCUUUUUGGACAUGUGUCUCUCCACUGUCACCACACCCAAGAUGAUCGCAGGCUUGCUCACUGAAAACAAGACCAUCUCCAUAUGGGGCUGCAUGGCCCAGAUGUUCUUUAUGCACUUUUUUGGGGGGGCUGAAAUGACUCUUUUGAUAGCCAUGGCCUUUGACAGAUAUGUGGCCAUAUGUAAACCCCUGAACUACAGGACAGUCAUGAGCCACAGGUUGCUUAAUGGGUUUGUGAUACUUUCAUGGACAAUUGGUUUUGUACACACCAUGAGCCAGAUGGUAUUAAUUGUGAACUUGCCUUUCUGUGGCCCCAAUGUUGUAGACAAUAUAUUUUGUGACCUUCCCCUUGUGAUUAAGCUUGCUUGUAUCAAAACAUAUACCUUGGAAUUAUUUGUCAUUGCUGACAGUGGGUUGCUCUCAUUUAUCUGUUUCAUUCUUCUGCUUGUCUCCUACGCUGUCAUCCUGGUCACUGUAUGGCGAAGAUCAUCUGAAGGGCUCUCCAAGGCUCUGUCCACAUUGUCUGCACACAUCAUUGUAGUCACUCUCUUCUUUGGACCUUGUAUUUUUAUCUAUGCCUGGCCAUUCAAUAGUUUUGCAGGCAGCAAUAUCCUUUCUGUGUUUUACACUGUUAUUACACCCUUACUGAAUCCUAUUAUUUACACCCUGAGAAAUCAGAAAAUGCAAGGCACCAUGAGAAAACUGUGGUUCCUACUUGUUAGCUCCACACAAAACUAG
Molecule: messenger RNA, 936 nt
Organism: Pteronotus mesoamericanus
Lineage: Eukaryota; Metazoa; Chordata; Mammalia; Chiroptera; Mormoopidae
Product: olfactory receptor 4L1-like
Exons: 1
Coding region: 1-936 (311 amino acids)
Biological process (GO): G protein-coupled receptor signaling pathway
Cellular component (GO): plasma membrane
Molecular function (GO): olfactory receptor activity; G protein-coupled receptor activity
Source: RefSeq, a predicted model, not a curated record